AUGACCAUUCGAAAAUUAAAUGAAACAGUUAUACGUAAGCUGCGCGCAUCACUUGUAAUCACAUCGAUUGCACAGUGUGUACUCGAACUCGUUCAAAACAGCAUCGAUGCCUCUGCAACUACAAUUGAAAUACGCGUGGAUGUCUCUACAUAUUACGUACAAACCAUUGACAAUGGUACUGGGAUAUCACCAGAAGACCUGAAGAAAGUCGGACAGCGCUAUGCCACGUCAAAGUGUCAUACGCUAGACGAAUUACAAAAAGUCAACACUUAUGGUUUUCGAGGAGAGGCACUGGCCAGCAUUGCAGAGGAGGCGAUAGUUGAGAUAAUAAGCAAACAUCCUGGUUGCUACGACACGUACUCGAAAACGAUAAAGGGUGGACAACUUAUUCAGUAUGGGCCCACAAGAUAUAAUAAUCGAAGAAACAGUGGGACUACGAUUAUAAUACGAGACUUGUUCUAUCGCUAUCCAGUUCGUCGAAGGCAACAAGCACAGACACCGGCUUCAUUUGCUAAUGAGAUCGAUAGCGUGAAGCGAGCAGUGGAGACGAUUGCUCUCAUUUAUCCAAACAUUAUCUUCACUUUAAUAGACACGUUGCGCGAUGCAAAGAUAGUAAUGACACGCAAGACAAAUUCGUCCAUCUCGACGUUUAGACAGCUCUUUGGAGUUUCGCUCUCCCAACAUCUGGAAUCUGUGUCUGAAGAAGAGGAUGAUUUUGUCAUAAAAGGUUUUAUUUCAACGAGAGGCUUACCAUCGCGUCAACACCAAUACAUUUUUGUUAAUAAUCGACUCAUUGCCUAUAAUGACAUCCACAGAACCAUCGACGAAUUGUUUGCUCAGAGUAGCUUUCCGGACAGAGUCAAUGACACUUUGGACUUGAUCUCCAGCAUGGAGAUAUCAUCUGAUCAGAGGCAGAGAAAGUCAAUGGGGAAAUAUCCCGUGUAUCUACUGCAACUUACUUGUGCUGCGACCGAGUACGAUAUUUGCUUGGAUCCUGCAAAGAAUAUUGUGGAAUUUCAGAACUGGGAAAAGAUACUGAGACUAGCCUCAUCUUUGAUCAUCGAUUUUCUCAUAAAACACAAAUUUGCGGAACAUUCAAAUUCAUCUGAUGACAGUGUUUGUGAGGAUGCGGAUGGGAGAAAUGACACUUGUCCUAGAUUGAGAUUUGAUGAAUUGUCGCAUAUUAAAUGCAGUGGUGUAAAAGAACAUUUAUUUACUGAUAAAGAAUUGAAGGGCGGCUCAUGUGAAAUGUCAAUGGUAUCCGAAGAGUUACCACGUACACCAAAGUCCGUACGUACGGAAAUGAAUGAAUAUUCCAAGUGGACUGAUCCAAUUACGAAAGAAAGUUUCUACGUUGAUAAGAGGACAGGAAACUCGUACAAGACGAUACCGUGUUAUAGUGAUGAAACCGAGAACAAUCCCAUGCCAAUAUCGACCAGAGGAUGCGUUGAUAGGAGUCGUCUGCGAACGUCAGCAGAUUGUAAAAAUAACGCGAAUUUAAAUCUAUGGGCACAUGACGUAUUUAAGAAAUGGACAGGCUCAAAUAUCAACAACACGUCUGAAACGCCAAUACCUCAUUUAAUGCUACCUGGUGCCAACAUGAAAAAAAUGACAACCCGAAAUUUAUUCUCGUGGUGUGCAUCAGCAACGAUGGAUAUAUCCAAAUAUCGAUUCACGAAACAAGAUCUAAAAUCAGUCAAAGUAAUAGGCCAGGUAGAUGACAAGUUUAUCGCAUGUAAAUUGCAAUGCAGUGAUACACACACGAGCAGCAAUGGCUCAUCUACCCUAAUACUCGUCGAUCAACAUGCAGCAGAUGAGAGAAUAAGAGUCGAGAUGUUGUUGAAAGAAUUUUGCGAGUAUGACUCGGACCAGGCAAAGGCCACCGACUCUCGUCUUGGCAUAUCCAUAGUUGAGACAAUACAUCUCAAUCCGCCGGUCAAGGUUUCUCUGUCGACACGCGAAGCAUUAGUGGCUCAACGGUUUAUAGACCAAUUCAACAAAUGGGGAAUAUACUUUGCCUCGCAAUCUACUUUACAGACAUUUGAUACUACAUCUACAGCGGAAUUGGACAUAUCACCUCAUUUCUCCAGGCUCAAUGACCAUGUCACGGAACAUGUUACACAUCUGCCUCGUAUGAUAGCAGAUAAAUGUGUGGCAGAUUCACGCGUUUUACAAGGGAUAAUAAGACAACAUUUGUAUUGGCUAGAGGAUACUGGCGGAAUUGGAGUGAGCGUGGAUGAUGACGGCGGAUACACAGAGAGUGAAGAAGAAUGGCCAAACAUGAUAAGAAGAUGUCCAAGAGGAAUAUUGGACAUUAUUAAUUCGAAAGCAUGUAGAGGUGCCAUAAUGUUUAAUGACAAGUUAUCCCGCGAGAAUUGUAUUGAAUUGGUAUCAAAACUUGCUGAAUGCAUGUUUCCGUUUCAGUGUGCUCAUGGAAGACCAUCGAUGAUUCCAGUGGUUUCCCUAGAUAGUGUGCAAAAGUCCAGAUUUGCUCAAAAGAAAGGUCGACAUACCAGAAUGUCUAGACAAGAUACCGCGAGUGGCAGUAAUUGUGAUUUUAGAGAAUGGAAACGACAAAAGUUCUCUAGCGAGAUCGAUUAG
Paraglomus brasilianum is the source of this 2601-nucleotide messenger RNA. Lineage: Eukaryota; Fungi; Glomeromycota; Glomeromycetes; Paraglomerales; Paraglomeraceae. The record is from the annotation of a GenBank genome assembly.